Molecule: messenger RNA, 1578 nt
Organism: Cydia pomonella (codling moth)
Lineage: Eukaryota; Metazoa; Arthropoda; Insecta; Lepidoptera; Tortricidae
Product: carboxypeptidase N subunit 2-like
Exons: 2
Coding region: 280-1116 (278 amino acids)
Cellular component (GO): extracellular matrix
Molecular function (GO): protein binding
Source: RefSeq, a predicted model, not a curated record
CACUCUGGUCUUCUUAAUAAUCUUUGGCUAAGCUAUGAAGUGUCCAGUAUGAAGUAAGAUUUAUUAUUAUUAUUAUUUAUACAGUGACCUCUAAAUGGCGCAACAAUUAAAGUCCGUGACUGUACCUAUCCGUAAGGCCAGUAAAGUCAAAACAAAAACUUUAUCUUAAAAUGUGGUGAUAAAUAAUUAGCCACCGUGUGACUCUCUUCAUGAUCAGACGUAUUUUAGAAAGCUUGUUGAAUUGCAGUCACGGAACGAAACGAUUACCUAAUCUCAACGAUGGCGUUUUCCAAUAUGGGGCUAGUCUCAGCGCUCGUUUUGCUACUACCCCUGCUGCUGCCAACUGAGGCUGACUACGUCACCUGGGCUCAAUGCACGCGCUACGGCAGAAGAGAACGCGUCAGAGAAUACCCAACCGACACCGAAGCCACAUGGUUAAACCUUGCAAUGUGCCGCAUCAAAAACGUAACCCUUACCGACAUUAACGGCCUUCCCAACCUGGUCUUUCUCUUCUUGAAUUAUAAUAAUAUCGAAAAUAUAGACACCGCUGCGUUCCGUUCCCUUCCGAAUUUAACAAAAGUAGAGUUAGGAUACAACAAGUUAAAACAAGCGCCUGUGUUCGUAGAGAAUUCAUGCCCUAGUUUAACUGAGUUAUUCUUAUGGAACAAUCAGAUCGAAAACAUAAAUAAUGGUGAAACAUUUUCGCCUUGUGCAAAACUAGAGCGAUUAUUUCUGUCAAAUAAUCAAAUCGAACAUCUCCACCCGGAUUUGUUUAAAUCGUUACCUGAAUUGAAAGAAUUGUACUUAUACGAUAACAAGAUCAAUUUUAUUCCUGAACAAAUGUUCGAAAGCAGCAAGCUUCAAAGGUUAGACUUGCACGAGAAUAGGUUAAGCUACUUGCCUGCUAACUUUGUCGGUAAACUGCCAAGUCUUAGUCAAUUUGAUUUCUCGGAUAAUCCUUGGGAGUGCGAGUGCUUUCUUGAGCUUAUCGAGGAGGUAAAGAAGGUGCCUAAACUCACGUACAACGAGGGCACGAGGCCAGAAUGUGUGAAUAAUAGCACGAAAUCAUGCAACAGGCGUAGCUCUUCCCACGGAGUUUUCACACGCUUAGGUUAGGAGCAUGUAGCAAAUGGGGGAAUGAGGAUACGUAUGGUAUGCACAGAUUUAGGAACGCCGGCCAACAGUGUAUCGUUCAUUAAUCUUGUACUACUAAUAGUUUCAGGCCACGAUAUAUCAUGGUUACAAGGUUAUUUAUUAAGUUAUCUAAUUGAAUAUAUAAUAUCUAUGUAUUUAAUGUGUUGGCUUAAAGCUAUUACCUACCACGCGUAUUCCGCAUUCAAUCAUUUGAGAGCAUAUAGCUCACACGGGUCAGCAUCAGCAUUAUACUGAGGCGAGCCCAGUGUGUCAAUGUCAAUAUGCUAAUUUUCAAUGUUUUAAAGUUUAUCACGAAAUAAAAUGAUUUAUUAUGUAAUGUAAUCAGUAAUCGUCUUAAAAUUAAACUAUAAACUAAUUUAUAACUUAUAAUUACUUAACUCGAUUUUUAACUAAUUACUUACUGAUUAAAGCACUCCAUAUUUA